AAUAACAGGCUAAUCAAUCAUUGUGUCAUAUUCUUUCGCAACUCACCCAACUUGUUCCCUCGUUCAAACUCUCCUCUUCCUCUUCUAUUUAUUUCUUUUUUCUUCUUCCUUUGAUAAACAAGCAGCAAAAAUUAUGGGUGUUUUGGAGUAUAUAGCAAAUUUUUGUACAAUCACAACUAGCACAAACAACAAGAAGAAAUCAAUGCAGACUGUCGAAAUAAAAGUGAAAAUGGACUGUGAUGGAUGUGAAAGAAGAGUCAAGAAUUCCGUUAAGCAUAUGAAAGGUGUAAAAUCAGUGGAAGUGAUCAGAAAGCAAAGCAAAGUGAUAGUAAAUGGUUAUGUGGAUCCAAACAGAGUAUUGAAGAGAAUAAAGAGUACUGGAAAAAGAGCAGAAUUUUGGCCAUAUGUACCUUAUAAUGUGGUAUAUUAUCCACAUGCACCACAAGCCUAUGACAAAAGAGCACCUGCUGGUAUGGUUAAAAAUGUGCCACAAGCACUUCUUGCCCCAAAUGCUACUGAAGAAAAAUUUGCCUACCUCUUUAGUGAUGACAAUCCAAGUGCUUGUUCCAUUAUGUGACAAAAAAAAAAAAAAGUGAGACUGUUAUGACGGGCGGAGUUAGAAUUUAAAGAUUACGAGUUAUGAGAUAUAAAAAAAACUUACAUAAAUUGUCUUAGUUGCUAGGUGCACAAUUAAAUAGCAAAAAAACUUACAUAAGUUGUCUUAGUUGCUAGAUGCACAAUUAAAUACUAUUUAAUAAAUUUUCUGAUACUAAUACAGGGUAUAAACAAAAAUACUAUUGGAUUCACUGGAAUCCAUAAGCCUGUCUGUCACUUAUGUUUUCAUUGAUGAGUUUUUUUUUUUUUUUUUUUUUUUGCGUGGGGGGGGGGGUGGAGGGUGUUUAGCCCUUUAAGUAUAGCAAGAAGAUUUUAUAAAUGCAGCUACCUUUAUGAUUAUAAUUAGUUAAGGAGAGCAUGUAACUGACCAAUGGAAGAGUAAAAUUAUGAGUUUCCUUUUGAAAUGGAUGUUGUUAAAGUUAUGAAGCUCAGUGUUUCCUUUCAAA
Molecule: messenger RNA, 1061 nt
Organism: Capsicum annuum
Lineage: Eukaryota; Viridiplantae; Streptophyta; Magnoliopsida; Solanales; Solanaceae
Product: heavy metal-associated isoprenylated plant protein 21-like
Exons: 3
Coding region: 134-577 (147 amino acids)
Molecular function (GO): metal ion binding
Source: RefSeq, a predicted model, not a curated record